This is a messenger RNA of Gongylonema pulchrum, 2385 nucleotides long. Lineage: Eukaryota; Metazoa; Nematoda; Chromadorea; Rhabditida; Gongylonematidae. The record is from the annotation of a GenBank genome assembly.
AUGGGCGAGACGUCAGGUGUGGCCUCUUUAUUUCGGGCAUCCGCUGGCGGUCGGAAGCGUCGAAGCGGGGAAGGUGGAAGUGGUGACAGCGAGAGGACGACGACACCUCGAUAUGGAAGAGGUCGAAAGAGAAAUGUGGCUGUGGAACCGCUACCAAGCAACUAUACGGAGCUGCUGAUCUGUGGAUAUCUCGUGAAACUACCGCCAGAUAUACAGCCAUACACGACGCAACGAACGAUGAUUGCGAAAAUUCUUUUGAGCCUCAAAAACAUCCUCAAUGCCCUGAUCGAAAGCCCAACGGGCAGUGCGGAGUCCGACGACCUGGACAGUGCUCAUUCACCAGCCACAUUCAGUCACGAACCACUUGCCACCUUGGAAGAGGAGUUUGACAACGAUUUCUCCGUUGUUGGAUCACCUUUCGUCGCAAACAAGUCAAAAGCGAGUGCUUUGUUGGACGACAGUAAAGGAUCGAAGAAAGAUGCGAGUGAAGAAGGCCACACAUGUCUGCCACGUGUAACAAUAUAUUACGGGACGCGUACGCACAAACAGAUUGGUCAAGUGGUGAAGGAAUUCUCGCGAUUACCGUACGGUCGGCAAGGACAAAUCAGGCACACAAUCCUGGCAAGCCGUGAGCACAUGUGCAUCAAUCCAGCCGCACGUGCUAGUGCCGACAUCAAUGCAAAAUGUAAAGAACUGAUAGCUCGCGACGGGGUAGGCUGCUCGUACAAGCAUUCGAUGCGUGCGAAAUACGAGAGGCCCAGUGCAAUCAGGCGUUUGAUAUCACAAACUGUUGGCGAAGCGAAUCACAUCUGGGAUGUGGAAGAUCUUGUUGAAGCAUUGCGAUGCUCCACUCCUCCUCUUUGCCCGUACUUUUCCAGUGCUCGAGUGCUUAUUGAUGAUGCUGACAUUGUAUUUUGUCCAUUCACUUAUCUCAUUGAUCCAAUUAUUCGUGCCAGUGCAGGUCUGAGCUUAAAGAAUACGAUCGUUAUCCUCGACGAGGCGCAUAAUGUGGAAGACAUAUGCCGAGAGGCUGUCAGUUUUUCAUUUUCUGAGCGUGAAUUAGUCGGAGCUGCAGCUGAAUUCUGCCAGAAAGCAGCCAUUCUUGAUAAAGAGCUCGCAAAAGUGACUGCUAAAUCUGUAGCUGAAGAAGGGCUGCAUGCCGAGACGGAAAGCACUCGAACAGGACGAUAUCAGGAAUGCUUGGAAGAGAUCAAAGGCCACUUUAAAACGGUGAUAAAUUUUAUGAACAAAAUCUUGGACUGGUUUGUGAGCGUCUCGACGAAUACGCUGCAAAUGGACGCGAUGAAGAACGAUCGAUCAGCAUACACAUAUACAUGGGAGAAGCUGUUUAUGACAUUCAGCAGCAGUGAACUGGACAAAUUUGACAAGACUAGCAAAGGGACCCCAUACUCUGGUCUGCUCUGGAAAAUUGACUUAAAAAAGUUAUUUGUAUGUGUGGACAAGCCAUUCGUGUCGUAUUCACGCGCCAAUGUCCUGGAGACAACUGCGAGCUCCAUGUCCAAUAAUGAGGUGCUAGAUAUGAGCUGUUACGAUAAUGGCAAGGAAGUGUGGUUGGAUUCGAGGUCGCGAUUGAAAGGCUAUCGUGAAGUGAAAUGUGGCUAUCGCGCAUACAUAAGUGCAUUCAAAGGAUGCCGCAGUGUUAUUCUCGCUUCUGGUACUCUUUCUCCAAUGGCUACGUUCCGCACCGAACUUGGCACUGAUUUUCAUCAGGAAAUGAUUGGAAAUCAAAUUAUACCCAAAGAGCAAAUUUUCGCCGCUGUUGUUCCAGCUCUGGUGCUCAAAGAACCACGGCGUUCUUCAGCGAUGAACACUGUUAUGGUGCAGUAUGAAGAUGCUGUUAGCAGACCGGUGAAAUUUGGUGCUUAUUGUACUGGAGCAUUAAUGUUGGCUGUAUUCAGGGGCAAGGUAUCUGAAGGCAUUGAUUUUGCUGAUGAUCGAGCUCGUUGUGUUAUCACCGUGGAUUUUAUCUGGCGACCAGUGGUAUACAAUGCAGGCAUAUCGAGCCCUCAAUCAAGCACUGGGAAGAUUUUAUCUGGCGACCAGUGGUAUACAAUGCAGGCAUAUCGAGCCCUCAAUCAAGCACUGGGAAGGUGUUUGCGGCAUCGCUCCGAUUGGGGCUCCAUUCUGAUGCUCGACGAACGACUGCAGCAAACACGAGAGAACCCGAAUGCCACGAAGAUUUCUAAGUGGAUACGUGAGCAGCUGCGCCCGUUAGCUAGCUAUGAACACUUUAUCAGUGAGCUGACAAACUUCGUUGCCAAAAUGGAAGAAAAAGUUUUACAACAACCUACCGCUGCUGCUGUUGCUUCUGAUGAUACUCAACCUGCUGCUGUUGCUUGUUCUGACGAUGGUUGUGCCUUUUAA